Molecule: messenger RNA, 1880 nt
Organism: Trichogramma pretiosum
Lineage: Eukaryota; Metazoa; Arthropoda; Insecta; Hymenoptera; Trichogrammatidae
Product: matrix metalloproteinase-14-like
Exons: 9
Coding region: 208-1830 (540 amino acids)
Biological process (GO): collagen catabolic process; proteolysis; extracellular matrix organization
Cellular component (GO): extracellular matrix
Molecular function (GO): zinc ion binding; metalloendopeptidase activity
Source: RefSeq, a predicted model, not a curated record
GUGACCGUGAGUCAGGGAAUAAGUUUACCCAAAUAAAAGUGUUAUCUUUAAUUGUUACAAUGUUAUUAAUAUCAUUGUAUUUUAAUUUAUUAUAAAAAACGCUUUAUGUAUAAGCCACACCCGCGUUUAAAAAUGUUUUUUGAUUAUCAUUUAAUCUUCUUAACAUAAUUUGAAAAAAAUUAAGUUUUCUUGGAAGGUUUAAAGAAAAUGAAGUUGUUUUGGUUAUCGUCAAAAUUAUUACUUCUUGUGAACCUUUGUUUUUGUGGUAUCCCAAGUGAAAUUUCAGACUAUCCUACGAAUGAAGCAAUCAAUUAUUUAUCUCGCUAUGGAUAUUUAUCGUCAGCUACUUCUGUUAGUGGUGGCUUAAUAGCUAAGGAUACCAUAAACCAAGCUAUCAUCGAUUUUCAGUCGUUUGCUGGAAUUAAAGUAACAGGUAUUCUUGACGAUGAAACUGCAUUGUACAUGUCAAUGCCAAGAUGUGGCGUGAAAGAUAAAAUUGUUCGAACUUCUGGACAUGUACACAAGCGUUAUGCUCUUCAAGGUUCACGAUGGCGUGUGAAAACUCUAACAUAUAAGAUAAGUAAAUAUCCAAAGAAUUUAAACAGAGAAUCAGUUGAUAUCGAAAUAAAAAAAGCAUUUUCAAUUUGGUCAAACCACACUGAUUUAGAUUUUCAACAUAAAAAACAUGGCCAGGUACAUAUUGAAAUCAAAUUUGAACUCGGUGAUCAUAAGGAUGGUGAUCCAUUUGAUGGUCCAGGAGGAACACUUGCUCACGCGUAUUUUCCAGUUUAUGGAGGUGAUGCACACUUUGAUGAUUCAGAACAAUGGACCAUUAAUAGUUUUCGAGGAACAAAUUUAUUUCAAGUUGCCGCACAUGAAUUUGGACACUCCUUAGGAUUAAGUCAUAGUGAUAUAAGAUCUUCAUUGAUGGCACCGUUCUAUAGAGGUUAUGAUCCCAAUUUCGUACUGGAUACCGAUGACAUACACGGAAUUCAGGCUUUGUAUGGACAUAAAAAAAUGAAUCACACUGAAACUGCUAUUCAACCACAAGUUGUUAAUUCAGUAUCCAUCGAUGAAAAUUUGUUACUUUGUUCAGAUUCAAAAAUAGAUACAAUUUUUACUUCUGCUGAUGGACACACCUAUGUAUUUAAAGGGCAAUAUUUUUGGAAACUUUCUUCAGACGGAAUCAAUGAUGCACAACCUCAACUUAUCAGUACAAUUUGGAAAGGCUUACCGGGGAAUAUAGAUGCUGCAUUUACUUACAAAAAUGGAAAAACAUAUUUUUUUAAAGGAUCGAGAUAUUGGCGGUACAUAGAUAAAAUAAAGGAUGGAGAUUAUCCAAAGUAUAUUGAUGAAGGCUUUACAGGUAUUCCAGAUAACAUUGAUGCUGUAACUGUUUGGACUGGAAAUGGAAAGAUUUAUUUUUAUAAAGGUUCAAAAUUUUGGAGAUUUGAUCCUUUUGAUAAGCCCCCUGUAAAUAAAUCUUAUCCAAAACCAAUAGCAAAUUGGCUAGGUAUCCCUGAUCACUUAGAUGCUGCAUUUUCUCACCAUGGAUAUACUUAUUUUUUUAAAGACGAGUCUUAUUAUCGUUUUAAUGACAGAAAUUUUGCUAUCGACAUCGCAGAUCCUCCAUUUCCUCGUUCAACUGCAUAUUGGUGGUUUGGUUGUAGAUCAGUUGGGAAAGAAGCACUUUUAAAUAUUCAAUGGAAACAAAUACGUAACGAUAGUCAAGCUUCUAAUGUAAAUAAAUUAGAACAUAAAGGAUUAGUAUUUGGUGAUGAUAGUGACUAUACAUCAGAAGAUAAUAUAGCUUUAGACGAGUUGACUUGAAUUGUAUUAACAGAUUAUUUUGAAUAAAAUGAAUACUGACUGAACAAUUA